AUGGCAAGAUCGGGCACUACUGAGCUUCGCACACCAGUUUUCAAUAGAGAAAACUAUGAGUUCUGGAGCAUUCGAAUGAAAACAAUACUGAAAUCUCAUGGAUUAUGGGAUCUAGUUGAACAUGGCUUCGAUGCUUCAGAUCCAAAGAAGAAGAAGGAGAUAGAAGAGACUAAGGUUGUUGAGAAGUCUACGAUGUCUGAGCUUCUGAUGAAGCAGGCUCGUGCACUUGGAUUGAUCCAAAGUGCUGUCUCAGAUCAGCUAUUCCGCAGAAUUGUGAACAAGGAGACCUCAAAGGGUGCUUGGGAUAUUCUGAAGCUGGAAUUCAGAGGAGAUAAACAGGUACGAAAUGUAAAAUUGCAAGGAUUGCGUAGAGAAUUUGAAUAUACUCGCAUGAAAGACAGUGAAUCCCUAUCUGUAUAUCUUGCUAGAUUGUUUGAUAUUUUGAAUCACAUGAAGAGUUAUGGUGAGGAACUAUCUAGGGAGAGAGUUGUGCAGAAAUUACUAUUUAGUUUGCCAAAAUCAUAUGAUUCCAUCUGCUCUAUUAUUGAACAUUCCAAGAAUCUUGAGACUCUUGAAAUUCAAGAAGUAGUUGCUUCUCUGAAGGGCUUUGAGCUCAGAUUGGAUCGACACAAUGAGAACUCUACAUAA
Messenger RNA from Prunus dulcis (almond), 648 nucleotides. RefSeq lists its product as uncharacterized. The record is from RefSeq and is a predicted model, not a curated record. Bases 1 to 648 code for a protein of 215 amino acids. The transcript has a single exon. Lineage: Eukaryota; Viridiplantae; Streptophyta; Magnoliopsida; Rosales; Rosaceae.